Messenger RNA from Symbiodinium sp. CCMP2592, 1650 nucleotides. NCBI's taxonomy places the organism in Eukaryota, Dinophyceae, Suessiales, Symbiodiniaceae. The record is from the annotation of a GenBank genome assembly.
AUGUGCGUCUACAAGAUCACGCCGAAGGCCGGCGGCGGCGCUCACGUCCUAAAUUCCCAGCAGAUCAACGAGCAUCCCUGGCCUCUCAGUGCACGGUUUGUGGCAAACGCUGGCUGGCAAGCCUCCGUGGCCUUUGGGCAGCACCUCCGUUCCCGGAGCGAGGAACAGGCAAAGCUCGGCUGGGCGGCCAAUGAGACGAACGCGCCGGCCUGGAUGCUAAAAGACAGGAGUGGCUGCGAUAUCGAGAAGCCGGACGAAAGCCUCCGGGAGCAAGUCUUGGCGAGGGCGGCCAACAGUUUGAACGGCUCAUGGCAGUCGGCUCCGAAGGAAGUGAAGAAGCUUGCAGAUGGGCAGGAUAUGAAGAUCUGGCAAAACAGCUCCGUUUGCAAAGGGCGCGAGGUGCCUCUGUUCACCGCCGAAUUCGUGGUGGCCGGUGCGGCGCCGCAGGAGGUCUUCAACGCCAUCGCAUCCAAGCAGCAGGAGGCCGGCUGGAAUCCGAACCUGAAGAAAGUGAACAUCACUGGCUUCACUCGCGGUGCGCGUGGGGUGCAUGAGGAGUUUUCCACUCCCAGCCUCUUGGGCUUGCGCCUCUCCCCGCGAGAGCUUUGGGAGUGGCAGGCGGCGAACCACACGCUGGGCAGCGAAGAGUAUGUGAUCGCCCUGAACUCCGAUUCGGAUCCUUUCUCGGCUGCCUUCGGAGACAAGGCCGUCGUCGCCACACAGUGCAUUGCGGGCUUUCAGGUUUCUCCAGAUGGAGCAGGAAAUGCGCGAGUCCGCAUGGCUCAACAUUUGAAUCCCAAUGCCGGAAUCGCGUCUCACUUCUCCAUCCUCUGGGAGCAGACGGCUCUGUCCAUGUUGGCCUCUUGGGCAGAGGAGGUGAGUGUAGAGGCACGCAAUCUCGUGGCUCAGCGCCAUUGCGGCAAAGGGAGCUGCGCUGUGACCGUCGAUGGAGGCGUUUUAGAGCUCCUCCGCCCAAGGCCGCUCCACAGGAAUUCCUCAGCGACGAUCGACUGGGUUCUCUCCUUGGCACCGAAGAUGCAGGCCUUGCGGCAACAUGUCCGCUCCGAUUCGGUGCCUCCCUGGCAGCGUGGCUUUGCAGCCUUAGACUUGCCGAAGGUGCUCAACGUCUCGGCCUGGCCAGACGGAGAAUUCGAGUCGCAGGCUGAGCAGGUUCUUGCCCUGUACCGCCUUGUGCAGCACAACGCCACCGAGGCAGAGAAUGCUACCUUUGCUGCUGGACGCGCGAAGGAUGCCCUGGUGGUGCAAAGCCAGGGGGAGGCCCUGGCGGGUCUCCAGUGGAGAUACAUGGAGGGCAUCGCGCAGGCAGACUGCGACUCGAACUUGCCAGACAUCAACGGGGACAAGGGCCAUCGAGCUCUACCUUUUUGGGCCUUGGUGGUCGCUGCCGUGGCGCUGUUGGCACUACUGGCCGCUGGCAUCAGCUGCUGCUGCGUCCGAUUUUGCCGACUCCGGCGAGAAAGGCGUGCACGGCAAGCAGCCUCGCUCUUGCUUUCCACCGCCUCGAUGUCGAGCGCGGCAGCGAGCGAAAGGGACCGGGGAUCAUUGCCAAAGCCGCUGCUGCGAGCUUCAGAGGCGAGCACGGCAUCCUCGAAUCAGAAUUUGGCGGCAAGGGUGACAUCAUCGUAUUGA